Molecule: messenger RNA, 1573 nt
Organism: Lampris incognitus (smalleye Pacific opah)
Lineage: Eukaryota; Metazoa; Chordata; Actinopteri; Lampriformes; Lampridae
Product: gap junction Cx32.2 protein-like
Exons: 2
Coding region: 69-962 (297 amino acids)
Biological process (GO): cell communication
Cellular component (GO): connexin complex
Source: RefSeq, a predicted model, not a curated record
CCCUCUUUGGUGGGCCGAUGACUAUGAAUUUCUAAUACCUGAAGCCCCUCUAACACUAAUUUUCAGCCAUGGGGGACUGGUCCUAUCUUGCUAGUCUUCUGGACAAGGUCCAGUCUCAUUCCACUGUGGUCGGUAAGGUCUGGAUGAGUGUGCUCUUCCUAUUCAGGAUAUUAGUCCUGGGAGCGGCUGCUGACAAUGUGUGGGGGGAUGAACACUCAGACUUCUUCUGUAAUAACCAGGAACCGGGGUGCCAACAUGCCUGCUACAACUGGAUGUUCCCCAUUUCAUACAUCCGUUACUGGGUGCUUCAGAUCCUCUUCGUCUCCACGCCGACUCUGGUCUAUUUGGGCCACGCCGUCCAUGUCAUCCACAGAGAGAAGAGGCUGAGGGAGCAGCUGCAGAACAAAACAGAAGGCGCUCUCUUUCUCAAGAAGCCCAAGUAUACAGAUGACAGAGGGAAGGUGAAGAUCAAGGGGAUUCUCCUACGCAGCUACCUAACCCAACUGGUCUUCAAGAUCCUCCUGGAGGUCGGGUUCGGCGUAGGCCAAUUCUACAUCUUCGGUCCGAUCUUCUUGGUCUCCUUCUUUCACUGUAAACAGAGCCCGCCUUGUGCCCUCUCCAGUGGUGCUGAGUGUUUCAUAUCACGUCCGACGGAGAAGACCAUCUUCAUCAUCUUCAUGCUGGUGGUGGCAGGCGUCUCGGUGCUCCUCAACAUCAUCGAGAUCAUCUACCUCCUCUGUGCCUGGAAGAAAAGGGGAGCUGACAAACAUAUUUAUAACCUGCAGCCUCCUUUUAGCUUACAGCAGCCGUACGUCCACAGCCCGUCCGGUCCGGCGUGGGCAGCCCAGGUGAACAGCCGGCACGGUGGAAGUUUUCCCUCGCCUCCCCCUCAACAGGAGCUACUGGACAUCUGCAAGGACGACAGCUGCAGUGACCUAGUCAGUAAAGAGAAACACACGUGAUGAGGCUUGAUAGGUUUGACUUUAAAGUUGUACUUUUUACUUCUCGGCUAUCAAAUGCUAGGCUUGUUAUUGCACUUGGCCAUUGUGUUGGUGCCAUUCAUGUCCCCUUGACUGCGUGAAAGAAACAGGCACUCUUCUCUUCUCCUGUAUUAACUUGUGAUUUCAGCAUAUGUGUGUUCUUAAUAUGUUGUUUGAAUCCUGAAGAUGCAAGAAUGGCUUUGCACUGCAGUGUGUGUGUUUCCUUUGAGACCACCGUCCUAUAAGUUCUUCUGCAUUUGUGACUGAUUAAGGUUUUAAGGUCUGUGGGGAAUGGAUUUAUGUUUACCCAAAACUGACUUUUUUAUUUACUUUACAUGCAUAGUAUUUUAAACGUAGCUGCUUCUCCUCUUUAUAUGGGUUGUUAUUAGAUUUGUAUUGCACUGGACUGGUGGGGCGUUUUCAAGUACAGAGGACAUGAACUUCAUUCAACACAAACCUUUCCAAGCAUUUCAAGUGGACUUGCUGCUCCACAACGACAGGGAAAGGCUUCGAAAAGUGUUCAUAUGUCUGUCUUAUUUGAUGAGUAAAGUUUGUUAAGUCGAGUUUUGUUGACAGUUUCAGUUUUUAUCUCC